CAAGAGGAAGGAAUUGCCUUCCUGCUUGUUGAUGAGGCCACACAGGUACCUCCCACUUUUACCUUAUAGCAGGAACACAUUGACAAGGCUGAAACCUCAAUGCAAGUUCUACACUUUUAAGGUGCCUCCUUCUCAUUGUUGCCAUGACUGAAAGUUUUAAGAAAGCCGCUGAGGAAGUGAAGAUGUUGAAAACACGCCCUAACCGUGAAGAAGUGAAAGCACUUUACGGUUUAUACAAACAGGCCACGAUUGGAGACAUUGAUUCUGCCACAGCUCGUCCAGGGGUAUUAGACAUCAUAGGACGACGGAAAUGGGAUUCGUGGACGGAAAAGAAAGGUAUGUCCAAAGAAGAGGCAAUGGCUGCCUAUGUUGAUGUGGUGGACAAGCUGAAAACAAAAUAUGGACCAUAAAAUCUAUUUCUCAUAAAUAAGUAUUGAUUUUUUUUUAAAUGUGAUGCUCCAUUUAAAAAAAAAAAUGAAGUACUAAGUUUGUGUUCUUAUGUGGAAGCUUGACCGUACUUUGCCACUGAUCUCUUUUUUACAUGCAAUUUUAAUCAAACGACUUUGUUUUUGCUUGACUAUAGAAGCAUAUGUACGGAGUCCUGAAUGCCCUUUUGAGUGAUUUAAUAAAACAGUGGCUUUUCUGCUUA
Messenger RNA from Syngnathus typhle (broad-nosed pipefish), 649 nucleotides. RefSeq names its product acyl-CoA-binding protein-like. Gene Ontology annotation, biological process: fatty acid metabolic process. The record is from RefSeq and is a predicted model, not a curated record. Lineage: Eukaryota; Metazoa; Chordata; Actinopteri; Syngnathiformes; Syngnathidae. The coding region runs from base 144 to 410 and encodes 88 amino acids. The transcript is spliced from 4 exons. Gene Ontology annotation, molecular function: fatty-acyl-CoA binding.